UCCUCUUUAUGCUCUGCCUUUGCCUGCCAAUUUCCCAUGCAUAUAUAUAUAUAUAUAUGAAUACCAAACCCCUCGAACCAGGAACAAGAAAAACACGCCACCAAGUCAGAACCUUCCGGAGGAGCUGCCAAAGUUUCUUACCGUUACUCUCAGAAGCUCGGACGACCCUCCCAUAUGUCAAAACGAUCGAGUUUGUGUUGAUUUCCCGCGAAAAUUAGAUAUUUUUGUAUUGACGAAUGGUGGGCUCGAAGCAGUACUUCCCUUCGUGGAUUGGUGCGGCUGCUACCAGGGUUGAUUUUGAGGGGAAGGUUUCGUCUAUGUCGUCGUCUAGUAAUCCCAAUGACGAUCACACUGGCUCUUCGGGUGCGCCGCCUCGGAGCCAUCCUGAUGCCGAAUUGACUUUUAGAGAGAGAGUUUUGUCUGCAGCUGGUGCUGCUUUUGUUUCUGCUAUCAUCGUUAAUCCUCUGGAUGUGGCCAAGACAAGACUGCAAGCUCAGGCUGCUGGGGUUUCUUAUCAAAGCAUUUGCCGCAUGGGUUGUGAAACAAAUACGGGGGUACCGGAUGCAAGAUAUCCCGUUAUCCAAGCAGUUUCUAAAUCAGGAUCAGCAUGCCCUUUGGGAUGUUACACUAACCAGUACAGGGGAACCCUUGACGUCUUAUACAAAGUUAUACGUCAGGAAGGAUUUACAAGAUUGUGGAGAGGCACGAACGCAAGUUUAGCAUUGGCUGUGCCAUCUGUUGGAAUCUACAUGCCUUGUUAUGAUAUCUUCCGCAACAUCAUGGAUGAUUAUACGGCUCAGAAUGCUCCAAACUUAACACCCUAUGUUCCACUGGUUGCAGGAACAUUAGCACGGUCAUUGGCUUGUAUCUCUUGUUAUCCUAUUGAACUUGCAAGGACACGCAUGCAGGCAUUUAGAGCUAGCCAAAAUGGCACGCUUCCAGGCGUGUGGAAGACAUUGCUUGGAAUCAUCAAACCUGCAAAUGGCACAAGCCUCCUUCAGAAUUUACAUAACUACCGUUUCUGGUGGACUGGCGUGGGAGCAACACUUGCUCGGGAUGUUCCGUUUUCUGCAAUUUGUUGGUCAACCCUUGAGCCAAUAAGGAGAAAAAUUCUUGGUCUGGUAGGUGAAGAAGCAAGUGCAGCCACUAUCCUUGGGGCAAACUUUUUAGCUGGUUUUGCUGCUGGAACCUUGGCAGCUGCUGUCACAUGUCCACUAGAUGUGGCAAAAACUCGGCGACAAAUAGAGAAGGAUCAUGAACGGGCAUUGAAAAUGACAACGAGGACAACAUUGCUGGAGAUUUGGAGGGAUGGGGGAUUAAGAGGGCUAUUUGCAGGAGUUGGCCCCCGCUUAGGUCGCACUGGCCCUUCGGUAGGGAUAGUUGUCUCGUUCUACGAAGUUGUCAAGUAUACUUUACAUCACAGACUACACGCGCAUUGAUCUUCCAGGCUUUCAACCCCAUUUGAAUGGAAGGUCUUGCUUUUGCUCAUGGGAUUAGCUUCAAUUGUGGCUAGACAAUCAAUCUCAACACCAGAAGCCAACAGUGUUUUGACAUCGCAAGAAGUCAGAGCUUGUGAGGCUAAAUGAUUCAAAGGAGCAAAAUGAUUGAUCAAGGUUAUUUGAAAGCGUCUGAACACCCCCUCCCCCGGCGGCUAGACAAAAUGUGUACACACUUCAUUUGCAAAAUAAUCGGAGAAUCAUUACAUUUUAUGAGGUUAAUGAGGAUGGUGUGAUUCUUGGACGUGUACGUUCCUGUCAGGAGGCAAAAGAAUGCUAAAUUUGCAAUGAAGCCUUUGUUUCAGAUUGCUUUUUGUUUUCCUUUCUUCUAUUGGUUAAUUUUCAUUCAGCUCUAUAAUUUGUCCUCAGUCUGAUGGAAGUUGUAUGCGUUUUGACAACAUAUAUUCGUUAGAAAUAAUAAACACCACCACUAGCUAUGUUUCACUGA
This is a messenger RNA of Prosopis cineraria, 1944 nucleotides long. Its product is annotated as mitochondrial carrier protein MTM1. The coding region runs from base 237 to 1439 and encodes 400 amino acids. The transcript is spliced from 10 exons. Gene Ontology annotation, biological process: mitochondrial transmembrane transport. The record is from RefSeq and is a predicted model, not a curated record. Lineage: Eukaryota; Viridiplantae; Streptophyta; Magnoliopsida; Fabales; Fabaceae.